AUGCUCCUUGUGACAUUAAAAUGCUUGCGCCAAGGCGGGUGGCAGUGGAUGGAGAGGCAGGCUCGCGAUCCCUUCGUUUUGGAGGCUCGUCGACGCGGGUAUGUCGCCCGUAGUGCCUUUAAAUUAAUAGACAUUGACGACAAAUUUGGUCUCUUCGUUCACCGGCGCACACGCGUUGUGGUGGACAUAGGCUGCAGUCCGGGCGGCUGGCUCCAAGUGGCACGUGAGCGCUGCGGAGAUCGUUGUGCUCUCUUUGGGGUGGAUCUGCUGCACGUAUCCCCCUCAGUGACAGGCGCGGUGUGCAUUCAGGGCGACCUCACUGAUACGGCGGUUCAGCAGGAACUUCUCUCGCGAAUGGCACACGUUCAAGCCAGUGGAGUGGUGGAUGUAGUGCUGUCAGACAUGUGUCUCAACCGCGGCUCUGGCGGCACCGACGAUCGACAGAAGCAGGUGGAGUUAAACAUGAAGGCGUUGGCCUUCGCCAUUAGUCAGUUGAAAACGGGCGGGAACUUUGUUUGCAAGGUCCUUGGUAGCCCAACAGCGUAUGAGGAGCUGUACAGGGAAUUUAAGAGGUGGUUUGUGCGUUCGACGCUCUGUAAGCCUUCCUCGAGCCGCCGCGGGAGUGACGAGGCGUUCAUGGUGUGCCUCGCAAAGAGGGAGACACCACAUCUACGAAGCUACGACGCCGCGCAUGCUGAGGCACGCGGCUUUGGCCUGGAUGACUGGCCAGGCCUUUUACGCAGACCACGGCACCGACGUUGA
Molecule: messenger RNA, 762 nt
Organism: Trypanosoma rangeli
Lineage: Eukaryota; Euglenozoa; Kinetoplastea; Trypanosomatida; Trypanosomatidae
Product: ribosomal rRNA methyltransferase
Exons: 1
Coding region: 1-762 (253 amino acids)
Biological process (GO): RNA methylation
Molecular function (GO): rRNA (uridine-2'-O-ribose)-methyltransferase activity
Source: RefSeq, a predicted model, not a curated record